Messenger RNA from Caenorhabditis auriculariae, 574 nucleotides. NCBI's taxonomy places the organism in Eukaryota, Metazoa, Nematoda, Chromadorea, Rhabditida, Rhabditidae. The record is from the annotation of a GenBank genome assembly.
AUGGACGCCUGCCCGUUGCGAGGGAGGAAGGAGCCCGGAUUCCUUUUGUCUCGCCGAAACAGUUCGCCCCUCCUUUUCUGACCUCCGUGACAUCAAAAAACGUUUCGAAACUGUUUCUCUGCCCUGUACCUCCAGAAGUAUCUCAUCCCUCCAGGAUCCGCCGUGGGUGGUCGCUUCCUCUCAGCUCUCAUUUCCUACGUCUUGACUCUCUCUUGCAAAUAUCUUUGAUAAGACUUCACGUUUCCUUUUUGCUUGAGCUUCCAUAAAUAGACAAGAAUUAUGCCACAGAAAAAAGAGAAUAUAGUUCAGAAAUGGCGCACAAACCCGAAAAAAAGCUGAAAAGAGAGAUGAAAGAUGCUUACGCCCUCCAGGAAGAGAUUCUGAAGGAAAUAGGAGAAUUUCAAAAACCGUCGAGGUCGAGCCUUCGAAGAAAGAGCGUCGGCUGCUCCGCCGAGAGAUUGAACGGCUUCUUCGAAAGCUCAAGAAGAUCGAGAAAGACAUGGAUCGUCUCAGGGAGGAGAUCUGGGAAGUCCAGAAAAAUCGCCCUCCAGAGCCCCAGAAGAAGAGUGAGUGA